This is a messenger RNA of Linum tenue, 264 nucleotides long. The record is from the annotation of a GenBank genome assembly. NCBI's taxonomy places the organism in Eukaryota, Viridiplantae, Streptophyta, Magnoliopsida, Malpighiales, Linaceae.
AUGGGUUCGGCAGCGGCAGCGGCAGUGGGUAAGCAGUCGCCGGUAGAUGUCGAUUCUGCAUCGGAGGGACAAACGUCGGGAGUUGACCAGUAUUGUGGCGGUGGCAGUGAUGGUGGUGGUUGCAGUAAUGGUGGUGGUGGCAGUGGUGGUGGUGGUGGUGGUGACGGACAGCUGGUGCUGGUGGUGGUGGUGUUAAAAAUGGAAGGGGGUGACGGUGGUGGUGGCAGUGGUGGUGGUGGGCGAAGGACGAUGGGCACAACCUGA